Molecule: messenger RNA, 954 nt
Organism: Exophiala bonariae
Lineage: Eukaryota; Fungi; Ascomycota; Eurotiomycetes; Chaetothyriales; Herpotrichiellaceae
Exons: 1
Coding region: 1-954 (317 amino acids)
Molecular function (GO): metal ion binding
Source: RefSeq, a predicted model, not a curated record
AUGCCUUCUCAAGGUCCACCUUCUUUCAGCGCACCUACCCAACCGUUCGCCAUGCGGAAUAACAAUCGUUCAGUCUCGGAUCCUCAGGCUGAGUCCUCCAACAAGCAAAAGCCCGUUCUCAAGCCUGCCAUUCACCGGGAAAAUGGCCGAUCUGCUUCCCCUGAGCUUGGCUGUGUCAAGCAUUUAACGUGCUACUAUUGGAAAACUCACGGCAGAUGCACCAAAUCAGACCAACACUGUGCAUAUUCACACCGCGACACUGGCCACUACGCCGACAAACCUCAGAUCGUCAACAGAGGCGAAAAGGCCAAAGCUGGAAAAAACCUUCGCAAAGCAGAGAAGAACAAGCAAGCAAAUCCCAUUCCGAUUCCAGGCAGGUCUUCCAGAGAGGUAUCCGGCGAGUCUAUGCCAUCUACUUCUCAGGAGACCACUAGCCCUCCUCGUCUCUUCAGUGUCAACGUCGCUCCCAGCCCUGAGCGUCGCAUUACAAAUCCAUCUUCUGUUGCAAAUGGAAAUGAAUCGCAGGACAGAGCCCAAGUCAAAACACGAGGAAAACUCGAAGAGCUUGACGCCCAGUUACGUGUGGCACUGUGGAAAAUCGAUAUGCUGCAGGCUGGUCAAGAUGCAUUGCAAGCUGCUAAAGAUAUACUACAGACCGAGAACUCCGAUCUCAAAGCCGCCUUGCGUUCCCCCGAUGCGCGCAAUUCAUGGCAUAAGGGAUCCGAAUUUUUGGGUUAUCCACCCAUCAGCAAUUCGUUUGGUGUCAUUGGGGGUCCUGUCCUGAAAGGUCCAAGUCCUCCGACUCCCACUCGACCAAACGUCUUCAGCACUCAGGUCUAUAACGACGAUGGCGUCGCCCUGCUCCCCAAGAGACUUUUGGACAGUCCACGCAAUGCUCUGGACGAACUCUAUCAAGAGUGGGACCUUGCCAUCAUGGCGCAUAAGACUCGCUAG